GCUCUGGAGCCCGAGUUGACCUGAAUGCAGCAUAUGUAGUUCGCAGACUGUACUUUGACUCGGAAACACUCGGAAACACUCGGGACGGGACGAGGAUGCAGCGGGACAAAACAAGCAACACCGGCGGGGCUGAAAAGCCCGACCGGGAGGCCGCCAUAAUGUCCAAAUACUACGACGGAGUGGAGUUUCCUUUCUGCGACGAGUUCUCCAAGUAUGAAAAAAUGGCCAAGAUAGGACAGGGGACGUUUGGAGAAGUGUUCAAAGCAAAGCACAGGCAGACCGGCAAGAAGGUCGCAUUGAAGAAAGUGCUGAUGGAAAAUGAGAAAGAAGGGUUCCCGAUCACCGCUCUGAGAGAGAUCAAGAUCCUGCAGCUGCUCAAACACGAGAACGUGGUGAAUCUGAUCGAGAUCUGCAGAACCAAAGCUACUCAGUUCAACAGAUACAAAGGCAGCAUCUAUCUGGUGUUUGACUUCUGCGAACACGACCUGGCGGGGCUGCUGAGCAACGCCAACGUGAAGUUCACCCUAGCAGAGAUCAAGAAGGUGAUGCAGAUGCUGCUCAAUGGAUUGUACUACAUCCACAGAAACAAGAUUCUUCACAGAGACAUGAAGGCAGCUAACGUGCUCAUCACCAGAGACGGUGUCCUGAAGCUGGCUGACUUUGGUUUGGCUCGGGCCUUCAGCCUGGCUAAAAACAGUCAGGGCAACCGCUACACCAACCGCGUGGUCACGCUGUGGUACAGACCUCCAGAGCUGCUGCUGGGUGAGAGAGACUACGGCCCACCCAUUGACCUGUGGGGAGGAGGCUGCAUCAUGGCAGAGAUGUGGACCAGAAGUCCUAUAAUGCAAGGCAACACUGAGCAGCACCAGCUCACACUCAUCAGCCAGCUCUGUGGCUCCAUCACUGCUGAGGUGUGGCCCGGUGUGGAUAAGUAUGAGCUCUACCAGAAAAUGGAGCUGCCUAAAGGCCAGAAGAGGAAAGUGAAGGACCGUCUGAAAGCUUACGUCAAAGAUCCGUACGCCCUGGAUCUCAUUGAUAAGCUUCUCGUCCUGGACCCAGCACAGCGCAUAGACAGCGAUGACGCACUCAACCAUGACUUCUUCUGGUCUGACCCCAUGCCGUCAGACCUGAAGAACAUGCUCUCCACCCACAACACCUCCAUGUUUGAAUAUCUGGCCCCACCCAGACGGAGAGGCCACAUGCCACAGCAGCAGCCCAAUCAGAACAGAAACCCAGCCACCACCAGCCAGACGGAGUUCGAUCGAGUGUUUUAGUGGCUGGAGAAGUUCAUGGACAAGUCGUUUAAAUGUUUCCAGCCGGCCUGAUACUGAGGAAAGCUUCACAUUCCUUCUUGGGUUGAGGUUUGGCGGACGUUUCCUGGAGGUUGUUCUUAACAGCAGGGUUCGCAGGUUCUCUGUGUCGACCAGGGACAAGACUGUAACGUUCAAAGAUAUGCAGAGCCCUUUGUACUGUAAGCCAAGUUAUUAUGUUCCAACUAUUAUGUUCCAGUUUUUUCUCACAUGAUAAUGAACAGAUGGAUGUUGAACUCUGUGGACACAGUUUGUGUGUUCACACGGCUCCUGUUUUUGCAAUUGUGUGGCAGAUUAGUUUGUUUUUUACAUUCACACACUCGUUUAAUCAUUGUUUGUACAAAACUCUUUACAGGCUGUGCAGUAUUUUCAGGUUUUUAUUUAUGAUAAGAAAGAAAGGAACUUUUUAUUUAAACCAUUUUACAAGAACGCAGCUCAUGUUCCUGAACACACUCAAAAUAAAUGUUAUUUUCCAACA
Messenger RNA from Larimichthys crocea (large yellow croaker), 1788 nucleotides. It is a transcript of the gene cdk9, whose product is annotated as cyclin-dependent kinase 9 (CDC2-related kinase). The coding region runs from base 96 to 1274 and encodes 392 amino acids. Gene Ontology annotation, biological process: protein phosphorylation. The record is from RefSeq and is a predicted model, not a curated record. Gene Ontology annotation, molecular function: ATP binding; cyclin-dependent protein serine/threonine kinase activity; RNA polymerase II CTD heptapeptide repeat kinase activity. The transcript is spliced from 8 exons. Lineage: Eukaryota; Metazoa; Chordata; Actinopteri; Sciaenidae. Gene Ontology annotation, cellular component: nucleus.